Molecule: messenger RNA, 6531 nt
Organism: Strigops habroptila (Kakapo)
Lineage: Eukaryota; Metazoa; Chordata; Aves; Psittaciformes; Psittacidae
Gene: KLHL3
Product: kelch like family member 3
Exons: 15
Coding region: 197-1957 (586 amino acids)
Biological process (GO): monoatomic ion homeostasis; renal sodium ion absorption; protein K48-linked ubiquitination
Cellular component (GO): cytosol
Molecular function (GO): protein binding
Source: RefSeq, a predicted model, not a curated record
GCGGGGGGCGGUGCGGCUGCGGCGGCGCUGGUGGCGGUGGCUGCGGCGGGGCGCGCCGGGAUCGCAGCGCUCCGCUCCCGCAGGAAGCGGCCCGGGGCGGGGCGGCCGCUCGCAGCCAUGCGGGGCCCGGCGCGCUGAGCCUGCCCCGCCGCCCGCCCCGGCCCCGGCCCCGGCCCUGGCCCCGCCGCGCCGCACGAUGGAGGAGGAGAGCAUUAAGCAGAGUUCCCGAUCCUCUGACACAGCUGAAGAUGAAAAGGACCAGUGCACAGUGACAGUCAACCCCUCUCACAUGAGAAAAGCAUUCAAGGUCAUGAAUGAAUUGCGGAGCAAACGGCUGCUGUGUGACGUGGUGAUUGUGGCUGAAACCGUGGAGAUGGAAGCGCACCGCGUGGUGCUUGCAGCCUGCAGCCCUUACUUCUGUGCGAUGUUUACAGGAGACAUGUCUGAAAGUAAAGCCAAGAAGAUUGAGAUAAAAGACGUUGAUGGGCAGACCCUGCGGAAGCUCAUUGAUUACAUCUACACUGCCGAGAUCGAGGUCACGGAGGAGAACGUGCAGGUUUUGUUGCCAGCUGCUAGUUUACUGCAAUUGAUGGAUGUUAGGAAAAACUGCUGUGACUUUCUUCAGUCCCAGCUGCAUCCCACAAACUGCCUUGGAAUCCGAGCUUUUGCCGACGUGCACGCGUGCACCGAACUGCUGCAGCAGGCGAAUGCCUACGCAGAGCAGCACUUCCCUGAGGUGAUGCUAGGAGAAGAAUUUCUUAGCCUUAGUCUGGACCAGGUUUGCAGUUUAAUAUCAAGUGACAAGCUCACCGUCUCGUCUGAAGAAAAGGUCUUUGAAGCGGUUAUUUCUUGGAUAAAUUAUGAGAAGGAAUCUCGCUUAGAGCACAUGGCUAAACUGAUGGAGCAUGUUCGCCUGCCCCUUUUGCCCAGAGAUUAUCUUGUACAGACAGUUGAAGAAGAAGCUUUAAUCAAGAAUAACAACACCUGUAAAGACUUCCUUAUCGAGGCCAUGAAAUAUCAUUUGCUUCCUCUGGAUCAAAGGCAACUGAUCAAGAAUCCCAGAACAAAGCCGAGGACUCCCGUUAGCCUGCCAAAGGUGAUGAUCGUGGUGGGCGGGCAAGCACCCAAAGCCAUUCGCAGUGUGGAGUGCUAUGAUUUCGAGGAGGAGCGGUGGGAUCAGGUUGCUGAGCUUCCCUCCCGGAGAUGCAGAGCAGGUGUGGUAUUUAUGGCUGGCAAUGUUUAUGCUGUCGGGGGCUUCAACGGCUCUUUAAGGGUACGGACGGUUGACGUGUACGAUGGCGUGAAGGACCAGUGGACAUCCAUAGCCAGCAUGCAGGAAAGACGAAGCACUUUAGGCGCAGCCGUGCUCAAUGAUCUCCUGUAUGCAGUGGGCGGCUUUGAUGGCAGCACUGGUCUGGCAUCAGUUGAGGCCUAUAGCUAUAAAACCAAUGAGUGGUUUUUUGUGGCUCCCAUGAACACAAGAAGAAGCAGUGUUGGAGUUGGAGUUGUGGAGGGGAAGCUCUAUGCCGUGGGGGGUUACGAUGGAGCAUCCCGUCAGUGCCUUAGUACCGUCGAGCAGUAUAACCCGGCCACCAACGAGUGGACCUAUGUAGCUGACAUGAGCACUCGGCGCAGCGGGGCAGGUGUUGGUGUUCUCAGUGGGCUGCUGUAUGCUACAGGAGGGCACGACGGUCCCUUAGUAAGGAAGAGUGUGGAAGUCUAUGAUCCAGGAACAAACACGUGGAAGCAAGUAGCAGACAUGAAUAUGUGUAGAAGAAAUGCAGGUGUGUGUGCGGUGAAUGGUCUCCUCUACGUGGUGGGAGGAGAUGAUGGUUCCUGCAAUUUGGCCUCGGUGGAAUACUACAACCCCAUCACGGACAAGUGGACGUUGUUACCAACCAGCAUGAGCACGGGGAGGAGUUAUGCAGGCGUGGCUGUGAUUCACAAACCCUUGUGACACAUGAUCAAGCCAGUGUGAGGAGCAGAAGUGAAGUGGAUCCAGCUAGGUGGUGUUGGGAAGUUGACUGACCUCUGACUUGACCCAUCUCAUUGCUAUUGAUGUCUUAGCAUGACAAGUGAUACGUUCCAAACAUCAUCUGCUCGGCGGUGGAUCACGUAGCAAAGCGAAAAUCCCUCUGGGGACAUGUUCCAUGCUAGACACGAGGUGUUGCUUGUUAUCUGUGGUGCAAUCAACUGUUCUUCUCAAUGGCUAGUGUCCUGAGAUAAAUACUGUGCCUGAACUGCAGGCACUGAACUUCUUGUGUGAAAGAAAACUGCUACGAUCGGGCACGUGAGUAAAAAUGAACAUUUUGGAUUUCUUCACUACUGAUGCUCCGUGCACAAUAUCGGUUGAACUACUUACUGUGCCUGGAGGGUGGACUUUACUACUGGGAGUGGAAGCUUCUGAGUACCAACUGAGAAAAGCAGUCAGCAGAAAUGAACUGGAACAGGGUGCUCUGGCUUGAGUGUGACGCUGUCUCAGUCAUACGUUUGUAUAUGCCACUGGACUACUGUAUGUAUCCCUGAAAUGCUUGUCAUGUGGUGGAAAUAAAUACCAUGUGAUUUUUCUACUUGCCAUGAAUGCUGUUUGCUGUACAUGAUGGGACCUGCUGGGCAGUGCCUUCCCUGGGGCUGAACCACACAUAACUUGGCAACCCCACAAAACAUGUGCUGCUCCGAUGGGGUUUAUUGCUCUUGUGAAACAAAUGUUGCUUGAAUAGAAAGUAUUCCCAAUCCAUGUAUUUCAGCUGUGCUGAAAGCCCCAGUUCUAGCUCUGUCCAGCAUCUCAAUGCCAUUUCAUAAUAGAGCAUUUAGAUGUUAAAAGAAAUACCUUAUGGUGCCAUUAAUGUAAAGACAUUACAUAGUGAGAGCCCUCUGUCACCCAAGCAGGGAUUAAUGAGCCAAGCAAAGUACCUGCAGUGUUCUAAUGCUUCCAGAGAUGGAGAUUAACUAAUCACUGUCACUGUAAUUGCUAUUUUUAUCUUGCCCGUACUGAAGGUGUCCUCCUAGUAUGAAAAAUUCAUAAGAUUAUUGAAACCAGACAAAUCUAAAUCCAGCUAUAAGGUAGCUGUCUUACCUCCCAGAUUCUUAGAGCUUUCUGUUUAAGGUAUUUGACUUUAAUAUACCUUUCUGUGUCUCCUUGUGAGCUCUGGCAUGCUUCAGCAUACAGGGGUGGGCUCCCAAAAGACUCCCAAGCUAAAGGGACCUAAUGAGUAUUUUCUCUUCUCUUUUGUUGUUGCUUUUUUGUUUUCCCCCCUGUAAAUCAGCUGAGGCUUUUUGUAGUGGGCAGCUGGCCUGCAGGACCAAAUCUGCCCCUGUUAGUGCUGAGCCCCAGCACCUACCAGUGGUGUUCUGCUGGUUUCUUUCUCCGUAGAUCUGCUAUCAACAAGAUUCCAUGCGGCCUUCUACAGGAGGAAAGAAAAAUACUUACUAAUUUAUUUCAGAGGGGUCUAAGGCUACAUCACCUUGUGCAGCUUUUGCAGAGGAGUGGGUUACUUCUGUAAAUAAGUAGAUUUUUAGUUGACAUGGUCCUUGUAAGAUGGGUGCCUGUGGGGAAAACAGCACCUACCUUUGCUGUGUCACCUCCUGAAUGGGCUGACCUUCAUGGGGAACAUUAGGUAGCACCCAUCCACUCCUCUUUGGAUGCUCUUGUUGUUACAAACAAAAGCUAACUGUCUGAAGAAAUGGCAGUAUUAUUCUUGAUGUCCCCCUUCCAUUGUAUGUCAGCUCAGAGGUCUUGAAAAUAAUAAUUAAAGAAAAUCAGUCUCUUCUGUAACACCCUUUAAACUUUGCUUUGGGUUCUACAAUCUGCAGUGAAAUGUGCCAAAGCAGUAAUAUGACAUGCUGCUCUUCUACGAGGCACAGCUUGCUCUAAAAGCUGUUGAGGCUGGUAGGAAUGUGUCCCUGACUGCAGCUGCCUUCAGGUCAGAGUCCUGAGAUGCAUCUUGACAGUGACAUAUGCAAGGUGAUGCCUUGGUUUUGGGCUGACAAAUUCACUGCCCCAAAAGCAAACACCAGAAGGUGUUUCCCUUUCGUCAAGUCCAUUGGAAUAGAGGCUAAAAUGGGACAGGCAAAAUGUUUUGGUCAGAGUUAGCAUCUCUUGUUAGGCUGAGAUGACAAGGAUUAAGGGUGGUGGGGUAUUUGGGCACACAUGGCCCUCAGAUGUAGGGAACGUAAAGCUAAAUAGCUACUAUAUAGCCCAACUACAGCUCAAUAGUUGGGAAGUUACCAGGUAACCUUCUCGCACUCAUGGCAUCAUCAUGGAGCAAAGGCAAGUACCCAGAGACUAAGAGUUUAUGUGGGCUAGAGAUAAAAGCUUCUAGAUAGUACUAGAGAGAUGCAAGUUGUCCUAUUUGUCACAUGUGAAAGGUGGAUAUACCUGAAGGCUGGAUAAUUUUCCCCCUGCUAUAUAUCUCUUUAUAAACCUUCCUUGCCUAUAAGGAAAAAAAGGGUUUUGGUGUUUUUCUGCUAUUGUAAAAUGGCAUUUCUGCUCACUGCUGGCCUAGACCUGUUGCUUGCUGGACAGGGCUGGGCUCAGAGCCCUUGCUAAGGAUGAAUGAGGGUGUUCCUGGCUGCAGCCAGUUCUCGAUGGCAAAUGACACGUUUCUUCCUCUCCUUCUCAAACGUUGCAGUGUUAUGCAAGUCAAGUGACCUCGUUUUCCAGCUAUGCAAUAUGAACAACCAUAACUUGUGAUGAACCAGCUCUAUCCCCUCCUCCUGGAAAUGCUUUUUGAAUUUGUCUGUCUUUGGCGUGUGGUUUCAUGUUUGUAUCGUUACUUCUGAGCACCUGAGCCAGCUCCUUUACAGAUUGCCUUUUUCUAGGACUGAAAACGCAGCGUUAGUGAUAACAAAUUUCACUGUAAAUAUUUUUAUAAGACAAUUUGAAAUAACUUUUUGAUUGCUUUUUAUGGUCAUCAAUGACGCUUCUCUUCAAUUCUGGAUCCAGUUCUUACACCCAGUGCAGUUUUUGCUGGAUGUGAUGUAGGUGCGAAUCUGUUUUCUGCACAAGAAAUCACAUGUUGUAACUAAGAUCUGGGUUAGCUCUGAUGUUGGUAUUAGAAGGACAGCAUUGGGCUCAACAUUGUAGGAUAAAAUGAACUCCAUUACCUCAGUCACCAGUACGCUCUUAGAUUAUUAGUUAUUUUACCACCAUUUCAGUGCUCUGAUUUAGUUUUCUCGUGCCAUGUGUUUGUUUCCUGGUCAGCUUGGUGCGCAAGCUGUCUCUUGGUGGUUUGAUUUCUCAGCUCCAGCACGGUGCUGCUGGAGGAUGGAGGAUGCCAUAUACAGAACAGCGAGUGUGCAACCCCCCCAGGCUGCCAAAACCACUGAAAUUAUUACAGGAGGUGUUGUAAAAGCUUUACAAACCAAGCUCAGGCUCCUUCCCCUCAGUGGUCCUUUGUGAAUAUGAAGGCUUUCCUCAGCUCUCGCCUGUUGUUGGCUUUUUAGGGCUCACUGUGUGCUGAUCCCUUGCGGGAUCCUGGCCUUGGUUUUCCCAAAGGUGACUUCGCUCUUGAGGAGAAAGCAUCCCCAGGGAUGUGCACGCACAAACUCAACAGCAUCCAUGGGGGGGGACGCACGCUGCUGGGUUUGCGAAAGAGCCCAGUGUAUGUAAAGCGGGGCCAGAUUCGCCUCAAGCAAUCUGUUGUUUCAACAAGUUUGAAUCCAGCCCAUCUUUUCCAUUUGUGCCUAAUAGAUAAAUUGGGAGUGAUUAAAACCAAUUUUCGGUUCUUUCAGUUUAGCCAAAUACUUUUUUUGUACAGAUGUGUACAGCACUGUAAUUACCAUAAAUACACUUGGCAGCAUUUGCAUGACACCACCAUGAAAGCUUAAUGCUGUUCUCCUCGUUCGUAGUGUUUGGAGACCAAAACCCUUAAUAUCCAGCAAGGUGUGAUAUUCAUCAAGCUAACAUGAUGGUUCAACAGAUAAAUGCAGCUUCUUUUAACCUUUGGGAUUUGUUACUAAUAAACUGUAGUGUCAAAGCAGUUGCCCCCAUAGCUUAACAUCACGCCCCCAAGUCACAUUCACAUGAGCAUAAGUUGUUGCUCAAAGCUACAGUGUUUGGGAGUGUCCUAGACAGGAUAGUCUGGAAAUAAGUUAAUUUGCUUUUUUUCUCUGCCUUUAUCUUUGUUUAUGGGUCUAUAAAUUAUUUUCCUCUACAAUGACAAUAAAUGAAUACUGAGAGUUUUUAUUUGUAUAUUUUCUGUAUGAAACCCUCUGAAGGGUAAUGUAUGAUUGUGAAAUAAUUUACCUGGGUGUGAAAUCCUUUGAUUCUGUAAAGCAGACUCGGUGGGUUCAGUACCUGACACUAUAACAGAAUGAAUUGGUUGAAUGUUUAAGCUCAUUUUCUUAAUUAAAGACUUUUUUGCAUGAGUGUGAAGGACCAAGGACUGCAAAGUCAUUCUCUUGGCAACUCUCUUGUCCAGUGUGACGAACGACUCGAGAACCAGUCUUCACUGACAUAUUUAUAUUAUAAAAGAAAAUCAUGUUGUAGUUCCCCAUUCUUUAAUUUGAAUAAAAACUGGGCUAAUGAAA